AUGUCCCAGACACCCUCAGCCCAGACACUACGUUACCCAGACACCCUCAGCCCAGACACUACAUCACCAAGACACCCUCAGCCCAGACAUUACGUUACCCAGACACCCUCAGCCCAGACAUUACGUUACCCAGACACCCUCAGCCCAGACACCCUCAGCCCAGACACUACGUUACCCAGACACCCUCAGCCCAGACACUACGUUACCCAGACACCCUCAGCCCAGACACUACGUUACCCAGACAUCCUCAGCCCAGACACUACGUCGCCCAGACACUACGUCGCCCAGACACUACGUUACCCAGACACCCUCAGCCCAGACACUACGUCGCCCAGACACUACGUCAUCCAGACAUCCUCAGCCCAGACACUAUGUUGCCCAGACACCCUCAGCCCAGACACUACGUUACCCAGACACCCUCAGCCCAGACACUACGUUACCCAGACACCCUCAGCCCAGACACUACGUUACCCAGACACCCUCAGCCCAGACACUACGUUACCCAGACACCCUCAGCCCAGACACUACGUUACCCAGACACCCUCAGCCCAGACACUACGUUACCCAGACACCCUCAGCCCAGACACUACGUUACCCAGACACCCUCAGCCCAGACACUCACGUUACCCAGACACCCUCAGCCCAGACACUACGUUACCCAGACACCCUCAGCCCAGACACUACGUCACCCAGACAUCCUCAGCCCAGACACUACGUUACCCAGACACCCUCAGCCCAGACACUACGUCACCCAGACACCCUCAGCCCAGACACUACAUUACCCAGACACCCUCAGCCCAGACACUACGUUACCCAGACAUCCUCAGCCCAGACACUACGUCACCCAGACAUCCUCAGGGAAUUAAGAUAACACUGCUCUCACUCUAUUCAGGUACUUUCUCUAGAUUCUGAGACCUAGCAGUGAUCUAUAGCUAUUUCAGUUAUUAUGAUUAUUUCAUAUUUUUUAUAUUACUUUUGUAUUAUUAUUCACUGUAAAAAGAAAAUGUCAAGUGUCCUGAAAAGUUACUUUAAUUUUGUCUUCUUUUGUUUUCUCCCUUGGUCCCUCUUAAAAAACAAAUGUAAUUAAAUUUUAUAAAAUGUAGAUUAAGUUCCCAAAUCUAAUGAAUGUCUAUCUACUUCUCAGCUCAGGUGGAGAGGGUCCUCAAAGCACGUAAACUGCCCUCUCUACGCACUGUGCCUCAGUCUGUGGCUUAUAUACUGGGGACCACGUAGUGGCUACUUAACACUGCCGUAAGGCUACAUAACACUGUCAUAAGGAUGACAUAGCAGGUCCUAGAUGCUUAUGACAAGCUACUGUACCUUAUAAGCUGACAUGGCACUUUGACUGCCACCUCAUUCGAAGUGUAACCUUCUAUCCCUCUCUUACAAACACAACACCUCUGAACACAACAGCGUGAGUACUGCCUUCUGGCUCACCUGCCAAUCAAUCAAACGUCAGCGUUAGCGCUGUAAUCUUCUCAGAACAUCAACAACUCACCUCACAGAACCGUCUGACCUAAACAAAAGGCACCUCUGGAACUUGUAAAACCACAGUCAUCAAGGUGAGGGAGAAACUAUCAUCCACAGCCCGCCAGUCAACUGAAAAGUCAUUUUAUUCGCAGUUCCUUUGAAGUUUUGCGACAAAAAUGAAAAAUGUAUAGAUCAGUUGGCUUGUUUUGUUUGCAGCUUUUUGUGCUUGUUUUGUUCAUAGUGCUGCUGAGUGGUUGAUGAUGGAUGACUAGCUGGCUUGCUGUUGUAUGGGACUUCUGGUAAGCUAUUCUGGUAAGCCUACGUACAUCUUUUGUUGCGUACCUGUACUAACCUGGUGAUACGUUUUCAAAAUAACCUUCUGACUUUGGUUGAUCGUUCUUCAUAUUUUGCAUUUGAACUUGGCAAUCCUUCUUUAUAUAUUCGUUAUGUUUGGUGCUGGCGUUGGUGCUGGUGUGGUCUGGUGCUGGUUUGUGAUGCCUGCGAUGGAGAUAUCAUUUUGGUCGGUGUUCUUAAAAAGGUUUUCAAACGCUGGGUGUCUGACUUCUUUAGAUAGCCCUAUUGCAGGUAUGAUCCGAGACUGGUUUAUUCUUAAUGAAUGAAAUACUUCUACUUACUUACUUGGUGACUUUUCCUAGCUAAGGCUUUGCUAACAUAACUCGACUUUCUAACAGGCGAACUGAUGCCCUCUAUUCAGGGCCUGGUGUUUCCUCUGUAUUUCCGAGAGCGAUUUCUGGGUUUGUUGAUAUACCUCAUGCUAUCCAGAUGGAGUAGAUAGGGGGCGCUGUUGUUGUGGAAAGCAAUGUCUCGCCCCCUGUUAUAGAACGGUUCCUUAUAGCUCGUUUUUAUACUCGGUUCUUUCUGUGAGUCCAACGCGUACCUCACACCCGGAAGGCUUUCUCUCUCUUUCUCCAUAAAAACUGGAAUGAACCUCAUUUGUUUCAAUAUCUACUGCUGUUUACAGUUUGGGCAGAACAUUGUAUAAUUUCAAUAUUUUUCUCUUACUGUAAUUUUUGUUUAUGAACAUUUAUCAAUUUAUUUUGUACUGUGUGAGUUGGAGUUUUUAUUCUAGGCUUGUAUGAUUGGUCGAUGUCCGUUUUAAUUGAGCACUUAAAAGACGAUCACAUUAAUUGUGUUUGAUUGAUUGGUUGAUUGAAUGAUUGGUUGAUUGAAUACACUUUGUUUUCCCCAUUUUUUUUUAAUGCAAAAUCAGAUUUUAGUAAAUGGGCUAAUGAAAUAAUAAAAAGUCUCCUAAUGUGAUAACAAAAAAAUCUAUAAAAAAAUCUGUGGUCUGUUAUUUGUUUUUUUAUUUUGCAUUGAACUUCGGGCUGAUUAGAUCCGUCUUUGUGCAUGUGUAAAAAAAAAAUAUUUUACUGGUUAUGUUAUUAUUGAAAUUUGGAAUAAAUGCCAUUUUGGCAACACAUUUCAGCUGUACCGUUCUGUAAGGUGGUAUGAUGCUAGAGCUUCUUUUCAAAACCACUAUUCUUCUAAUAAAUUUUGUUGUGAAAAUAA
Molecule: messenger RNA, 3000 nt
Organism: Salmo salar (Atlantic salmon)
Lineage: Eukaryota; Metazoa; Chordata; Actinopteri; Salmoniformes; Salmonidae
Source: RefSeq, a predicted model, not a curated record